ACUUCCUAGAUUUCUUCCCAAACAUACUCUAGCAAAAACUUAGCAAAAAACUCAAAUCUCUUGCGAUGGCGCAACCUCUCACACGCUCCGAGACCGAUGCAGCUAUAGCCAACCAUGGACCAAUGCUUCAGCUCCACCCUGACGAGCAAUACGUCAACUGCUCAAUCGAAUGGAUGCUCUCGCACAGCACUCUGAUUGACACCAAAGAUAAAACCAAGAACAUCGUUCAUCCUCGGCCAGACCAACUUCCCCAAGGACCAAAGCAAGGCACCCAAUAUUAUCUCGAGGUAGAAGACUCAGCCAAGCCGGGCAACUUUUCCACAGCGAAGGCAUACGUAAAUGCUUUCUGGCAAAAAGGCUUGACUUACACUGAUCUGCAAUUCUGGUUCUUCAGCGCCUACAAUGGUCAUGGAACAGCACUAUUUGGCAGCCUCGUUGAAGACAAAGUGGACCAUCAAGCUGAUAUCAACCUCGCUCCACUAGGCGAACACUGGGCUGACUGGGAAUACGCUGCUAUCCGAAUCGACAACGCAAGCAAGGAAAUGAUCGGUAUCAUGCUCUCCGAACAUGGUAAGAACAUUUUCUUCGACAAGGCUGCUGUUGCAAAACAGUUCAAGAUGGUAAAUGGAGAACACCCUGUCGUAUAUUCGUCCUUGAACGGGCAUGCAAACUUUCCAGGCGUUGGAACCAACUUCUCUGAACAUCACCAGGUCCUGGGCAAGCCUGCAGGUCUGGACUUCAAUAUCGUCAAUGCUACUGCUGAUGGGGGUUUGCAAUUCGACUGCUCGACCAGAUAUCAAGUCGUUGCUGCGGACUGGUUGACAGGAACUCCUGGCGCAUAUGAUAUUCCUGCUUGGGUCGGAUAUCCCUAUCGCUGGGGUCCGGAAGGCACUACCAUCCAUAUGAAAUUGACUACACUGUCCGAGUUCAUCAAGGCUGCCUUGAGACCGAAAGACUUCUUUGAAGUGUUGGUUUUGGAUGAUCCGAUAACGCUUUUGGCGUCAGAGUUGUUGCAUGUUUUUGUGAAGGCAGAUAUUAAUGGUGCCGCAGCGCCAGCGACGCAAGCUCCAUGGACUGGGCAUUAUUCUUGAAAGGCUGUGCUUGAAAUCGUUCGUUGCCUUUCAAUGCCGUUUGCUGUGGAGGAUUGAAUUCGUCUUGAGUUGUUAACGAAAUCUUUUUGGCUGAGCAGUCGACUUCCAUGAGGCUUAUAUUAUGGAAGGUGGGACAAUGGGACUAUGAGUAUCAUUUUCCUAACACUGGGCUAGCGAGAACGGCACGAGGUAGUUAGUGGUAGGUAGUUGAGGCGAAGUUGAAAAGGGGUCAGUCUUAUUGGCUGUUUUCUUGCCAAGGGUCAGCAUCCAGUCGGCCCGUGGCUAUCGCAAAUCGUAUCGUCACUCGGACUGCUCUUAUGUCCGGCGUUCAAUUCUUGUCAUCCGAUCGUGAUUUUCCUCCUCAAUAGAAUGAAAUGUUGAUCCUGUG
Messenger RNA from Mollisia scopiformis, 1479 nucleotides. RefSeq lists its product as uncharacterized. NCBI's taxonomy places the organism in Eukaryota, Fungi, Ascomycota, Leotiomycetes, Helotiales, Mollisiaceae. The record is from RefSeq and is a predicted model, not a curated record. The transcript has a single exon. Bases 66 to 1091 code for a protein of 341 amino acids.